CGAGCGGGCACGGGAGGGUGCACGGGAAGGAUUGAACGAUGGACGAUGGCCAAGCUGCGGGAUAUAUUGAGCCGGUCGAAUCGGCGGGCUUCCUGCAAUCGUAAUUCUGCUUCUAGUUCUUCUCUGCGAAGCCCUUCCCAUCCCGAAAGAUACCAGCCAAAAUGUCCUUCCCCCUGCACCGCAACCCGCCUUUCCGCGCUGAGCACCUCGGCUCCCUCAAGCGCCCCCAAUACCUCCUCGACGCGCGCUACAAAGAGCACAAAUCCACCGCCGAGCUCAAGCCCCUCGAAGACAAGGCCAUCAACGACAUCGUGCAGACGCAGAUCGACCUCGGUUUCCGCAGCAUCAGCGAUGGCGAAUACCGGCGCCACAUGUUCUGGGGCACUUUCUGGCCCACGCUGGAAGGCAUGGAGGAGGUGCAGAACCCGCCGAUUGACACGUUCAGGAUGUAUGUCCCGGAUAUUGCCGCGUUUAUGGAGACGGGGCAUAAACCUGGAGAGAGCGUGUAUUGUGUGGGGAAGAUUAGGCAUACGGGAGAGAGCACGUAUGUGGAUCAGGUGGAGUAUUUGAAAGGGAUUCUGCCAAAGGAGCGGUGGGGCGAUAUCAAGUUGACGUUGGCUGCGCCGAAUUGGUAUCAUCUGCGGUAUGUAGAUGGCAAGGCGUAUCCGAAGGACGUGUAUAAGAACGAUAAGGAGUACUUCGCCGAUGUCGCUAAGGCGUACCAAAUCGAGCUUGAUAUCCUGUACAAGGCUGGGCUGAGGAAUGUACAAUUCGAUGACCCGAAUCUAGCGUACUUCUGCUCCGAAAAGAUGAUCGAGGGCUGGAAAAAAGACCCCGCCAAUACCGUCACGGUCGACGAGACUCUCGACAACUACAUCGCCCUCUACAACGACUGCAUCAGCAAAAUCCCCUCUGACAUGCACGUGGGCGUCCACCUCUGCCGUGGAAACUUCGUCAAUUCACGCCACUUCAGCGAAGGCGGCUACGACCGCAUCGCUACCAAGCUCUUCACCACGCUCAACAUGCACACAUACUACCUCGAGUACGACACUCCCCGCGCGGGAGGCUUCGAACCCCUGGCAGACCUGCCCAAAAAUAAGAACGUGAUUUUGGGGGUCAUCACGAGUAAGUUCCCUGAGAUGGAAGAUAAGGAGAAGAUGAAGGAGAGGAUUUGGCAGGCUGCGGAUAUUGUGGCGAAGGGUGGGGGUGAGACGAGGGAGGAGGCGCUGAAGAGGAUGGGAGUUAGUCCGCAGUGUGGGUUUGCGAGUCAUGCCGAGGGGAAUCUGAUUGAUAUUGAGGGGAUGAAGAAGAAACUUGCGCUGGUGAGGCAGAUUGCAGAUGAGGUCUGGCCAGGUGAGCCUUGAGUGGGUUUUUGCACAUUCACCUAGCGCUACUCUAUACAUUUCUCAAGCCCUGAUGGAUAUAUCUACCCCGAAUACCAAAAGCCGGAAUGGCAAAAAGUUCUUACCCACCUUAGAAACUUAGUCUAGUCUCCGACCCAUUCAGUUCACCAUAAGCUUUCAUCACACCAAAACUCAAGCCAUGUCAU
This is a messenger RNA of Trematosphaeria pertusa, 1549 nucleotides long. Its product is annotated as 5-methyltetrahydropteroyltriglutamate-homocysteine methyltransferase. The record is from RefSeq and is a predicted model, not a curated record. The transcript has 4 exons. Bases 162 to 1364 code for a protein of 400 amino acids. Gene Ontology annotation, molecular function: zinc ion binding; 5-methyltetrahydropteroyltriglutamate-homocysteine S-methyltransferase activity. NCBI's taxonomy places the organism in Eukaryota, Fungi, Ascomycota, Dothideomycetes, Pleosporales, Trematosphaeriaceae.